AACCUUUUCUCUUAUCACGUGCCUGGCCUGAGCCAGUCAGCUGCUCUGUAACAUGAUCACCUCAGCCAGCCUCCCAGCUCACCGGGUAACCGCGGGGUGAGGCAGCAGCUGGCGACAGCAUCCACCAAGGAAGGAGCUGAAGGAAGAGAAAGCAGGCUUGAGCCGCGGCCGGGACCUUGGAGGAGCUGGGAAACAGCCCACUGCAGAGUGACCUCCAGACUCAGCUGUGCUGUCUUAUUCCAGAUGAAGGGAGAAGCGGGAAGUACGCUGCACAGUGAGAAGCCAAAGCAGGAGGGACACCUCUGGGGCUCCAUGAGAAGGACGGCUUUCAUCCUGGGCUCUGGCCUUCUCCUGCUUGUGGCUCUCUGGAACUCGGUCACAUGGCAUAUUCAGAGAUUCUGGGGUGCUUCUGGCUGCUUUUGGCAAGCCCAGUGGGAGAGGCUGCUGUCUACAUGCGAAGGGCAGGAGUGGAUCCUCUACAUUCUCGGUGCCAUCCAGGUGCCCUUUCUGGUCUACUGGAGCUUCAGUGGGCUUUUCCUGGUGGUUGACACAACGGGAAAGCCUAACUUCAUCUCCCGCUAUCGAAUUCAGGUCGGCAAGAAUGAACCUGUGGACCCCGAGAAACUACACCGGGCUGUCCGCACAGUUCUCUUCAACCAGUUCGUGAUCUCCUUACCAAUAACAGCCUUCCUCUAUCCCAUCCUCAAGUUACGGGGAGACCCCUGCCGCCGAGAGCUACCCACCUUCCACUGGUUCCUCCUGGAGCUGGCAGUCUUCACGCUGAUUGAGGAAGUCCUGUUCUACUACUCACACCGGCUCCUUCACCACCCAACACUCUACAAGAAUAUCCACAAGAAACAUCAUGAGUGGACAGCUCCCAUUGGCAUCACCUCUCUCUAUGCUCACCCUAUCGAGCAUGUGGUCUCCAACAUGCUGCCGGCGAUGGUGGGUCCAGUAGUGAUGGGUUCCCACUUGUCCUCCAUCACCAUCUGGUUUUCCUUGGCCCUGACCAUCACUACCAUCUCCCACUGUGGCUACCACCUACCCUUCCUGCCUUCACCUGAAUUCCAUGACUACCACCAUCUCAACACUCUCCUCUCUCCUCCAGGUUCAACCAGUGCUACGGGGUGCUGGGGGUGCUGGACCAGCUCCACGGGACUGAUGCCGUGUUUAAGCAGACCAGGGCCUAUGAGAGACACACGAUCUUGCUGGGCUUCACCCCACUCUCACAGAGCAUUCCUGACUCCCCAAAGACAGAGUAAGAAGCGGCCCGAGGGCCAUCCUGGCUGCCCCUCAGCAGAGGACGGCUAAGGUGGCCUGAGCCCUUCUGGUCACACCUAACAACUUGCUCCUUCAGCCACACGCUGUAACGGCGACCCCUGAAGGGCAGGGGGGAGGUCAGUCCUGGAAAAGCAGGGCCAACGAUGGAGCCAGGGCUCCACCAACUGCCCCUGUUAUUCCUCAAGGGGAUGGGAGAGUAGAUUAAGGAAAGAAAAAAAAAGUUCCCCAAAAGGGAGGCCAGUCACAGGGAAGAAACCACUUUGAUUGGGUUCUGGGUAAGUCCUCCUGGUCCUCUGUUGUGGAAAGGGAGAGGGACCCCAGAUGACACCUUUGUGGCCUAGACAAGACAGAGUGACAAGGGUGGCAGCAAGACAGGAAGCUGCGUGGCUCCAGAGAGCUCUUCCUGGUGCUGGGGUAACCUAAGACGCUGCUUUGCCCCUUCCUGUCCCCAAAAGCCUCUCAGUCCGUUCAGGCCAGGGCCUGGACACCCCAGCAGCAGUUCUGCAGUCAAGUCCCCACUGUCCCCCAGCACACACACACACGUAGUAAGUAUAUCAAAAGCCCCACUUCAAAUGGACAUCAUCCCUCUGAGAAGAAAGAUACCAAUCCCAGGAGUCCCUCCCGGGGUUACACCGGAGAUACCAAAGAGGCGCAGUCCAGAGCCCAGUACCUUCAGCUACACACGGAAACCAGAGGCCGAAGCCCGCGGCCCUGCUAAGCUGGGUCCCCUUUACCCAGAGUUGCUGACCCUUGGGGACAUCCAACUGAGGCCCCUUAUUAGUCUCUGAAGGACCAAAAGGGCUAGAACCCUCUUCCUCCAUGAAGUCAAUAAAUACAUGGCUGAAUGAAGGGCAAAAUCCUCAUUUCCCUCAAAUGAUGAAACCAUUGUUUCAGCACCAUUUUUAUAGGAUGCAUUUAGCAAUGAUGCCUUUUCAGAUGAAACCUCACCAUCUACAACAAAACCAGAGCUGCCUAGGUUGAAGCAGUCCCGACCCUGGGUUCCCAAGAACAAUUUGAAGACCACUCUGACCGGAAAGACCACUAUUAUCAGUUCCUAAAGCCUGAUGCAUUUCUGAACUUUCAGAUCGCCUCCAUCCAGAAAACCACCCACUGUAGUUUCAUAAAAUACUUUAACAUCUGAUAGGGCUGAGUCUCCAGGCAGAUCUGACAAAAAGGACCUCUCCCUACCCAGUAGGCCAACCCGGCGGGUACCAGGUCACGCUCUCCUCCGCCCCUUCCCGGGACAGCACGGGUCCUUAGCUUCAGUACAGCUCCUGGCCCAUCAGUGCUGUAAGUGCCCACAGCUGAGGCCUGCACCCACAACCUGUUCCUACAAAUAAACAAUUGGAAAACAGCCCAUCUUCAGUGAAUGGAGCAAGGGUGGGCUACGUGGAGUGUGGACAAAGAGGCGGAAUGGAUACAUUUCUCCCUUUAAGGACUUUAGACCUGGAGGUGCCGUCAGGGCACAGAGGGAUGAGGGGCGGUGUUCUCUUACCCUUUUUCUUGGGCAGGUGGUUGGGCCUGGCCCUGAAGUUGUUUCCAAAUGGGCUCAAGCAAAGGCUGAGAUCUCAACACUCUCAGCAGGAAAUGUGAAUGUGCAAGAAGGCAUAAGUAAACUGAUCUCCUUUUAAUUCCAA
Messenger RNA from Vicugna pacos (alpaca), 2918 nucleotides. The record is from RefSeq and is a predicted model, not a curated record. Lineage: Eukaryota; Metazoa; Chordata; Mammalia; Artiodactyla; Camelidae.